GGAGGUGCUUUGAAGACUGACUGUCUGACUUCCACAGCGGAGUGAUUAAAUCUACCGACACUUUUGUGGUUCAAUUAUUACAAUGAAAUUAGCACUGAGAUUGAUUCUUCUGCUAGUUGUCAUGGAGACACAUCAACAACGACCGUCUCGUUCUGUGCUUCACGGGCAGCGGGGAGAACAACGAUCAAAAAAGAAACAGUAAUUCACAGAGAAACAAACCAUACUCCUGAAAACUUGAUCAGAUGAGGCUGCAUGCUCCAAGAAGCACUGGCUUCUCGACCACACAACCCGGGGUUUCAGUUUACCGAAUGAGAAUUUGAUCACGUUUACCUUUAGUCCGACCAACGGGUCAGAGUUAACCUGUUGCUGACUCAAGCACAAUCUUCUUCAACAUGUCGGGGUUUUCGGGUAGAGUGUCCCUUCCAACUAUACCCCCUGCGAAAACUAUCAUAAUGUACCGAAAUGGGGACGCUUUCUUUACUGGUAGGAAGUUUGUAAUUAAUGAGCGGCAUAUCUCAAAUUUUGAGAAUGUGUUAAGUUUAGUGACCAAGGGAAUCGAGGCACCUUACGGGGCUGUGAGGAAUGUUUACACCCCGCUGGACGGCCACCGAGUCCUGGAUUUGGAACACUUGCAAAACGGAGGGAGAUAUGUCGCUGCAGGCGGAGAACGGUUCAAGAAACUUGAUUACCCGCACAUAACAACAAAGAAACCACAGAGAAAGAAGCAUGACUUGAUACGACCAGUGCUUCACAGCAGAAUUAUUGUCUCUGCAAGAUGUAGAAAAGUUCUCCACGAGUCCUGCACUAUCAAUGUUUUUACAAAUGGGGAAAUCUUGGUUCCUCCAGUGCGGGUACUUCUACCGAAGUACACUUUAAGAAACUGGGACCGCGUGCUGGCCAUGGUAACUGACAAAGUGCAGCUUCGCACAGGAGCAGUGUACAGACUUUGCACAAUUGAUGGGACACCUUUACUAGGCUCAGCCGAGCUGGAAAAUUUCCAUUAUUAUGUUGCUGUGGGAGCUGAAAGAUUUAAACACCUUCAAUAUUUCCAGUGGGUUCAAAAUAAAGGAACCUUCAGGAACACAGUUCACAUGAUCCAUCCUGAAAUACUGCCUCCAAUAAAAAAUGUCAGGAAGACAAAAGAUAGGUCAGUGGGUCACAGUACUCCUUCUACCGGAGAUGGGCAGAUAGUUACUGGGCAUCCAGGAGUUCCACCUGGAGUUAAAGGGAAACUGAAAGACCAGGCAGACUUAACAGUGAGGGAGGAAGACUCCUAUUUCUAUGCCAAGCCAUUGAAAAUGAAAUAUAAGAAGCAUUCAUCCAGGUCCCCACAUGCAUUCUCUGCAAGGGAGGGAGGUGUAUUUAAAGCUAAGGCCAGAAGAAGGGAGGUUCAUGGAGCCACCGAGGUGUAUGAUGAUACUGAUAUGAAGGUGGACUUGCCCAUUGACAAGGGAGCGGGACACUUUAUGGUCAACUGUCCCCUCCAGGAGGAGGAGAAACAGCUGCCGGAGUUCCCUGCACUGCAGUCAGCAUGGCCACUGCCAGAAUUGCCACUGCCAGCAUUGCCACUACCAACACUGCCACGGCUGUAG
This is a messenger RNA of Polyodon spathula (Mississippi paddlefish), 1592 nucleotides long. Its product is annotated as doublecortin domain-containing protein 2-like. The transcript has 9 exons. Lineage: Eukaryota; Metazoa; Chordata; Actinopteri; Acipenseriformes; Polyodontidae. Gene Ontology annotation, cellular component: microtubule; microtubule organizing center. Gene Ontology annotation, biological process: intracellular signal transduction. The record is from RefSeq and is a predicted model, not a curated record. The coding region runs from base 393 to 1592 and encodes 399 amino acids.